AAACGAUUUUCGGAGAGUUUAUGCUUAUGUUCGUUACACAUUUGGUGGAAUAAUGCAGUCAAUGACCCAUGGAAUCAUACAGUGUUAGAAUGAAAUUAACUAUUUUACUCAGCGUCACUUGAUACUGGGUUGUGUACUACAAAAACCCUACAUAAAAAGAAAAUUCAAGGUGUUGGCGAUGGGGAAGCUGUUUGUUUUCUUGUUCACGAUUGCCCUACUUUGUAUUAAUUCUUCGGAGGGCUUCCGUACAGGCGUCCUCUCUAAUACCACAGACUUGGAAAGGAUAGUCAGAGAAACAAAUGAGGCCUUCUCUCCACGACUGAGUCCUUCAGAUCUACCACUGCGGCAAGUAGUAUCGACUGGCAAAGAAAAGGAAGAUGAUGGCGAGCAAGAGCUAAUGAGAUCUCGUAGGGGAUUCCGCUCCUACUUUUACAACUACCUUGAUGAAAUAGCCAUGGCAAUUUGUGCCUCGAUUCCGAGCGAAGGGCCUGGUCUUCUUUAUGCUGUACGAAGGACGUGUGGCGAGAAAGCAACUUGUAAAGAUAUUUGUACCGAUGCAAAGUUAAGGAAACAAGGUCCAAAGGAGGUACAAAAUCUGCAAUGGGCCUGCACGGAGUCACUGCAUGUUUACAAAAGGCAGCCGGCCUUGGCAGACAACUACGAAGACUACACAGAUUCACAUAAACUAGGACUUGCAAUCUAUAGGCAUUAUUCAUGCACAAUCGGCGGCUGUGGGCCUAACUACUGCUGUUGCAGAGCAGCGUAAAUGCAUUUUAACCAAUCUAACUGAAACCAGUUAGAAUAACAAUAGCUUGCUUAACGCAGGUUAGAAUGUCUUGGACUUUGUCUGUUUUUGAUCUGUAAAUUUGGAUGCUGCAUAAAAAAUUAAGGAUAUCUAUUAUAGCUAAGUAAUUCUGUACAUUAUGCUAUGGUCAUGCGAUAAUGAUUUUUUUGCCUUUUAUUUGCAAUGCGCUAUUAGUAGCAACUAGUCCAAUCCACAAAUCGAGCAAUAAUUUGAUGAUACACCAGAUUGCUAAUUAUACCAUCUAGAUUUUUUUAGCCUAGACCUUCAUAAGGAGAUAGUCAAUGGUUUGCCUUGUUUUAACACGCGUUAGGAUAGGCUAGGUUGUUACUUCUAUAGCAUAGAUUUUCGGACACAGUGCACCAUUUUUGCUACAAUAGUAUAUCAUUGAAGUGAAUGAUAAGAACAAUACCAGGCAGAGAUAGGCCCAUGGCCGUCUUUCUACGUGCGAAUGGAUUGGAAACGAGAUGGCUGCUGUACUCAAAGCUCUGUAGAACAUAUUGAAUAUAAUGUAUUCGGUACAAGCUUGUUAAGAACUUCUUAUUCUCUGAAUCAGGAUGUUUUCAUAGAAUUAAUGCAAUCGUGAUAAUGUUAAUUUUUCUGCUCUGAAUGAAAAUUGAAUUACAGAAUGAACACAAAUUCAUUUUGA
Rhopilema esculentum is the source of this 1451-nucleotide messenger RNA. RefSeq lists its product as uncharacterized. NCBI's taxonomy places the organism in Eukaryota, Metazoa, Cnidaria, Scyphozoa, Rhizostomeae, Rhizostomatidae. The record is from RefSeq and is a predicted model, not a curated record.